ACACCUGGAUCAGGGGGAAUCCCCGGAGGUUCAGGUUCAUGAGGAAAGGCUGCCUCUGAUUGGUCAGUUCAGUGGGUCCAUGACACUUUCCCACCAACAGACACACCCAUCAUGAUUUUAAAUGAAAACCCAAACUCAGGCUGGAUGAUGACCGCCAUGUCAGAACCACGGCAACCCAAAUGCUCCCGGUGCCGGCACCACGGCAUCAUCACACGGAAGAAGGGUCACAGUGGGUGCUGCCCGUUCUCCGGAUGUCGGUGCUGGAAGUGCGGCCUCCUCACCCAGCGGGCCCAGGUCAAAGCACUCCACAGAAACCUGAGCAGAACCCGAGAGCACGUGGAGAACCCGGAUCAGCGACCCGGACCCAGAACGACGGGAGAACCCGCUGCUUCUGCAGGGCCCCGGGACCCGGAGAGUUUGGACCUCGAUGUCUGGAGCCACCGGCGUGACCCGAAAGGAGAGCCAGAGUCCGGCUCUCACAGCAGAGAUGCUCCGGACGCUUUGGUCCAUGUUGGGGAUUCAGGCCAGCCGGCUCCUCUGCCGCAACUCCUCUCUCCGAUCAUGACCUGCUCCUCCAGCAGCUUUCCUUCAUCUUCAGACCUCCUGCUCCACCUGCCAUAUUUGCCUCCAGUUCCUGCUGGCCUUUAUGAUGGCCUCUGCAGACCCCUGAUGAUCCCCCACAUCCUGCAGGGUGUCAUGUCCUACCCUCCACCAGCAGAGGUCAGACCUCAGGGGUCCUACACAGUCUGGAAAAACCUUCAAAAGGACUGUAGGCUGGUCUUCUUCCCCCUCCAUCCUCCUCCUCCUCCGCCGGAGGGUUCUCCAGAAGCACCUCCUGCAGCCUCUGCCCAUAAGUACAGAGCCUGAUGGGGCAAAGAGGGAUUUCUGUCAUGUUUUAUCUCCUGGUUGAUGUUUCUACAACUGUUUGUGUGAAUUUGUUCCAUGUUGUUGUAGAGGUUUAGCUCAGAGUUAACAGUUAGCUGUUUAAACUAGAUAAAAGAGACCAAGAGGGAGAUGUUAAACUACAAGUUUGUUACCUGAAAUAAAAUUCAUUUUUAACAA
Messenger RNA from Girardinichthys multiradiatus, 1062 nucleotides. RefSeq names its product doublesex- and mab-3-related transcription factor 1-like. Gene Ontology annotation, molecular function: DNA-binding transcription factor activity, RNA polymerase II-specific; RNA polymerase II cis-regulatory region sequence-specific DNA binding. The record is from RefSeq and is a predicted model, not a curated record. The transcript is spliced from 3 exons. Gene Ontology annotation, cellular component: nucleus. Lineage: Eukaryota; Metazoa; Chordata; Actinopteri; Cyprinodontiformes; Goodeidae. Gene Ontology annotation, biological process: regulation of transcription by RNA polymerase II; sex differentiation. The coding region runs from base 112 to 867 and encodes 251 amino acids.